Acanthoscelides obtectus is the source of this 1692-nucleotide messenger RNA. The record is from the annotation of a GenBank genome assembly. Lineage: Eukaryota; Metazoa; Arthropoda; Insecta; Coleoptera; Chrysomelidae.
AUGGGCAACAAGCUGAUAGGCAACGAGUCCAGCGAGUCGACUGAACCCAGCGAACCUUCGGCCGAGGUUUCUUCCUCGGCUCAGAAACCGUACAAACCUCGUUUCCACACGGCCGCGAAGGAAUUCUUCGAGAAAGAAACCGAAGACGAACCUCCGGUAGCGUCGGGUCGCCAUCCCGCUUCUGAGAUGCUCUCGCAACACAUCAACGAAAUAAUCAACAAAAAUAACUCGAUAGUGAACAGUGGGACGAUGAAACGAUGCAACGACGAUUGUAACAGCGAAACCGCCUACCAGAACAGCUUCACGGAACCUAAAAGUCCUCCGGACGAACCUUUGAACCUCAGCAAGAGUCGGAAACGAUCCAUGAGCGAAGUCACGGAACCGGUCAUUCAUAAAAGCCUCAUCAAAGAGUUGUUGUUGAAGAAUCUCUCGUCCUCCGAUAUGCAAUGUCCGUAUUGCAAGAUGAUAUUUCGGACCGUUACGGAACUGGAUAUUCAUAAAUAUAGGAACUGUAAAGGCAAACCCUCUGGAGCUAAGUACACGAGGAGCAGCUCUGUAAACGUAGCGUCCAUCUUAACCCAGAACAAGAAUGCUUUCGAUAACAUACCGCAGUUUCAGAAUACAGUGUUCCCUUUAAACUCGCCCGGGCCGUUUUUGGGUAAAACCAGACUCGUAGAUAGCGAUAAAAAUAAAUCUUUCUCGUUCGAUGGAGGAAACAUGGCUCUGGCUAGCCCAAGCGAGCCAUCGCCGUCACCGAACUACCUUCUAUCGCCUUUACCGUUCGAUAAAGAAAAGAAACCUGGGGUAAAAUUGUACGGGGGCGAGGUGAGAGUGCAUCCGCCUUCCGGUAAGGCGCAAAGUUUCCAGAUUGAUGGAAAAGAAGUGGAUAGCUACGAACCAGAUUCUAAAUACAUAGAGUACGGUGGAAAAUUGAGUGAAAACAGGGUUGUGAAAUCGAGUCUGCAUUCAGGAGGCACCGUUUUGACCAACAAAACUAACUAUGAUAAACAAGAUCUAAAGAUGUCUCAGGAGGUUAUUCGGAUAUACGAAAACACGUCGAUAUCGCCGAGUAUUGAUCUAGCGAGUUUUUCUAAGUCGAGAUUUAGCUUUGACAGGCAAGUCGAUCGUGUCAAUGAUACUAUUAUACAAUCCGUAACUACCGUUCCUAAGUCAAGCCCUACGAAGUAUACUAAUAUAAUGGAUUUUAGUCAAAAGGCGGUCCAGAAACUAACGCCGAACAUCAAACAACCGAUAGUAACACUCAGAAACAAACCUUUAUACAACAAUCUCACGAUAGAUACUCGCGUUGACGCCGAGCCCGUAAUCCACAAAAAGAACUUUUACGAGCCAAAUCAUAUCUCUCCGAACCCCACGAGCAGCGUUUGCAACCCGUUGAACCUGUUCGUGAACGGAAAAGUCGUAAGGCACGUGCCCGGUAUGCCUGGGCCCAUAACCCCGGAGGAGCCUGCGGAAACGCCGUAUCCGCCUAGUAAUAUAAUAGCGAUAAGAAGACCCGUGCAAAGCAUGGUGGUCCAACCUGAGUCUCCGCUAGUGCUCGAAAAAAGUCAUGUUCUGUUUGCCUCGAAACCGAUGGAGUCUGGAGCGGUGCAGAAUGAGAAACCUCGGGAGUUGGCGGUCAGGUCUCCUAAGUCACCAAAGGGAUUACUGAAGAUUUUUCAUAGUGGUGAGUAA